UGGUGGUCCGGAGAAAGAACUCACGAGGAACACACACACCCCUACCCGUCUCUGUUCAUCUCCACAUCUUGUCUUCUCGCUGUUGACUUCGAGCGGAGACUAGACUAGCUACUACUCGGAAUGGGGAAGGAGAUGAAUCUGAUCCGAGAAGACGAGUACGGCGGCGGCGGCGUCGGGUUCGAGCCGACGGAGGACGAGCUGAUGCUCCACUUCCUCCGUCCGCAGCUGCGCGGGUUCGCGCCGCGCGUGGCGGGCGCCGUGGUGGAGGCCGACCCCUGCGGCGCGGCGCCGUGGGAGCUCCUGGCGCGGCACGGGAGGCGGGAGGAGGGGUUCUUCUUCUCGGCGCGCGCGCGGAGGAAGCCCUCGGUGCGGCGGACCGUGGCGGGCUGCGGCGGCGGCGGUGGCGGCGGUGGCGCGUGGAUGCACAGCUCCACCAAGAACGGGCAGUCCGUGACCGACCUCGGCGUGGUGGUGCGGUGGUGCAGGAUCAACUACUGCUUCUACGUGCGCGGCGAGAUGGGGCAGCAGCGGAGCACCGGGUGGAUGAUGGCCGAGUACGAGAUCACCGACCCGCGGUGCUACCGCCGCGCCGACGACGGCGAGGAGGACGACUUCUGGGUUCUCUGCCAUGUCAGGAAGAGCUCGAGGCCCCAAGCCGCCAAGAUCUCUCCAGCCAAGCCAGCACGGCGGCGCAAGCCCGCCGCCGCCGCCGCCGCGGAUGUCCGGGCUGCGUGAUCCGGCCGACGGCGGAGAUCACGAGGUUUGCCUCGCGUUGGGAUUCGACUUCGGUUAUACUUUUGCUUUGGAAUUGUGUUCCUUUGCUUUAUUCCUCCUCUAGCAUCUGCCCAUACAUUCCGUGUGAUGAACACUGCGAAUCAAAUGGGACGUUUAAGAUGUUGUUGUUGUACUGAUAGCGUGAUUGAAUUCAUGGCCUCUUUCUGCCAAGCCGCAUAUGGAGUUUUUUUUGGUGUU
Messenger RNA from Oryza sativa Japonica Group (Japanese rice), 972 nucleotides. The record is from RefSeq and is a predicted model, not a curated record. Lineage: Eukaryota; Viridiplantae; Streptophyta; Magnoliopsida; Poales; Poaceae.